AUGUCAGUCGCCCAGCCACUGACAGAUACCCCCGCCCCCGUCCGUACGACCAAAGAAACCCACCCAAAUCUCCCACCAGGCCUUAUACUGGGUCCAGACGGCAAGCCCUGCAAAGUCUGCAACUCAUGGCAAGACUGGGCGGGGCUCAAGAUGAAAAAGAAGUCGGCCGAUGAGGGUCAAGGAGCGAGCGGCGGAAAAGGCGCUGGUGCUGGAGCAGCGGCUGGGAUGUCUGCAUUCGCUGGGAUGAUGUCUGGGGCAACCGCCUCCAAGCCUGCCCCGCCGAAAGCAGAGGAGAAACCGCUGGAUAGGUCAGACUGCCCGCCCGACACUGCUCAGCUGGGUCGCUCUACGUGGACAUUCCUGCACACCACGGCAGCCUACUACCCCCUGUCUGCACCCCCCAAUACCCAGACUCAGAUGCUCAACCUCCUUUCCUCCCUGUCCCUCCUUUACCCUUGUUCAUGGUGCGCUACAGACUUCCGUAAGGACAUGGGGAACAAUCCGCCGGAUGUGUCGGGCAGGGAGGGGUUGAUGAAGUGGCUAUGUGAGAGACAUAACGAGGUCAACUUGAAACUUGGGAAGGAGAGGUUUGGCUGCGAGGUGAAGAACUUGGAUGAGAGGUGGAAAGAUGGACCGGCAGACGGGAGGUGCGAUUAG
Cryptococcus amylolentus CBS 6039 is the source of this 657-nucleotide messenger RNA. RefSeq lists its product as hypothetical. Bases 1 to 657 code for a protein of 218 amino acids. The transcript has a single exon. Lineage: Eukaryota; Fungi; Basidiomycota; Tremellomycetes; Tremellales; Cryptococcaceae. The record is from RefSeq and is a predicted model, not a curated record. Gene Ontology annotation, molecular function: flavin adenine dinucleotide binding; flavin-dependent sulfhydryl oxidase activity. Gene Ontology annotation, cellular component: mitochondrion.